Molecule: messenger RNA, 1750 nt
Organism: Durotheca rogersii
Lineage: Eukaryota; Fungi; Ascomycota; Sordariomycetes; Xylariales; Xylariaceae
Product: major facilitator superfamily domain-containing protein
Exons: 8
Coding region: 1-1689 (562 amino acids)
Biological process (GO): transmembrane transport
Molecular function (GO): transmembrane transporter activity
Source: RefSeq, a predicted model, not a curated record
AUGGCUGACAAGAACGAGACCAAGCCUCCGACUGCGGCCCCCAUCACCGUCACGGCCGUGGAAGAGGGUGACAACCACCUGAGUUCCUGGCGCCUGACUAUAGUUAUCGGUAGCCUGUGUCUCGGUAUCUUCCUUUUCGGGCUCGAUGUCAACAUCAUCGGCGUCGCCAUCCCGCCCAUCACGACCGAAUUCCGUUCACUUCCCGACGUCGCCUGGUACGGCUCCGCCUACCUCCUAACCCUCACUGCCUUCCAGCCUUUCUUCGGUAACCUCUACAAGUUUUUCAACGCCAAGGUCGUUUACCUGUCCUCGCUCGUCAUCUUCGAAGCUGGGUCUGCAAUAUGCGCGGCAGCGCAGAGUUCUGCCGUCCUCAUCUUUGGACGCGCAUUCCUUGGUCUCGGGGCCGCUGGGCUGCUCCAGGGAGCCCUCGCCAUCAUCGGAUAUGCCGUGACCGUGGACCGUGUGCCUCUAUUCCAAAGCAUCGUGGUCAGCUCGCUGGUCAUAAGCGUAACCUUCGGACCAGUGAUAGGUGGUGCUCUCACGGAGUAUGUGAAUUGGCGUACCAAUGUGCCAGCCGGCGCUGUGGUGAUGAUUAUCGUCUUCUUCUUUGUGCCCGUUGCGAAGUCCGCGAACAGUGCCAAUCAAAGCCUGCCCAUACGGGAGAAACUCCGUCGUAUGGAUACUCCUGGUCUCAUCCUAUUUUUGGGUGGAAUAACUUCGCUCCUGCUUGCAUUAACUUGGGGUGGUCAGACGUACCCCUGGCGUGAUAGCAGAAUUAUCGGCCUGUUCGUUGGAUUCGGGCUUAUCACUAUACUUUUCUGCUACUGGCUUGUACGACAGGGAGAUCUAGCCCUGAUUCCCUUGAGAGUCCUAAAGAAACGCUCGAUAUAUAUGGGAUCUAUUACUCUAACUGGCUUUGGUACACUCAACGUGGUUUAUGGAUACUAUCUCCCCAUACUCUUUCAAUCCGCACAAGGGGUGUCUACCACCGAAAGUGGACUACGAUAUAUCGCCCUCGUUGGUCCGCAGAUCGUUGCUUUGAUCAUUGUUGGAUCCCUCGUGUCGAAGUGGGGCUAUUAUGCUGGUAGCCUUCCCGCAAUUCUCGUUCCUUACAUGAUAGCUGGUAGCAUCAUAUGUAGCAUCGGUGCCGGUCUUCUAACCACUGUCAACCUCUCCACGUCGACGCCGAAAUGGGCCGCAUACCUAGUCCUUACGGGACUGGGUCUUGGCAUGGGCGGACAGCUUCCCUAUACGGCGCUACAGGCCGUUUUAGAUCCCGAAGAUGUAGCAACGGGGAAUGCAAUCGCCGUUUUCUCCUUUCAUCUUGCUGGCUCGGUUGGCACCGCGAUCGGCCAGAGCCUUCUGAUAGACGGUCUUUACUCCGCAGUUCCAAAGUAUACACAGGUCGUUUCUGCGUCCGACGUUGUCCAAAUCGGUGCGACAGGUUUGGCUUUGGUUGCAACCUCUCCUGAAGUCCUGCAUGCUCUACGAUCGGCUUAUGUCGAGGCGGUCCGACGGACAAUCAUCCUGGGCCUGGCUGGCACACUGCUAGCAGUUCCAUCAUCCUGUGCCAUGGAGUGGGUGAAUAUAAAGCGUGUGGCAGAAGAAAGGGAUCGCAACCGAAGAUUGGAAAAUGGCUCUACGGAAAUCUCAGCUUCAAACGUUUCGGAAACAAAAUCUAGCCACUGAACAGAUGCAGUUAAUAUUUUGGUACGGCCACGGCACUUAAUUCAUUCCUUGUCCCCCUUCC